AAUGUUAAUAUAAAAUGCGGAUGAUUGCUUCUUGAAGUCAGUCGACCAUAUAAUUUAGUCAUCGAGUGGUUGUGAACAUAAAAACAGAUUUUUUCUUCAUUUUAAAAUUCAAAUUGAAAUUUCCACAAAUUUGCAUAUUAAUUGAAGGUAAAAUGAUGUUUCAAACGAUCGCAACCAGCGUGUUUAGAGGAACAUUCAACUCGAAUCUCAGGAGGAAUCUCAACAUUAUUCCCAGAAAAAAUAAUUUACAGUUAGCGCAAUUCAAUCGACAUUUAGCCAUGUACGCGAACAUGAAAACCUCUCCAUUGAAUGGAAACAAUUUGGUCGUCGACAUGAGAUCAGACACAGUGAGCCAGCCGACCGAAGAGAUGCGCCAUGCAAUGGCAACGGCCGUGGUCGGCGACGACGUCUUCGGCGAAGAUCCAACAACGAACGAGUUGCAACAGCGUUUCGCUCAACUAUUUGCAAAGGAAGCUGCAAUUUUCGUACCGAGUGGUUGCAUGGCCAAUUUGAUAUCAGUGAUGGUACAUUGCAGUCAACGUGGAGCGGAAGCAAUUGUUGGUGAUUUAUCUCACAUAUUUUUAUAUGAGCAAGGUUCCUCUGCUCACAUAGCAGGAGUUCAAUUAAAUACGAUCCCAAACGAACCGGAUGGAACUUUUUGCUUAAACCAAUUUAAAAGGAAAAUUCGUGGAUUCGACUGCCAUGAACCAAUUACUGCUCUAGCCGUAAUAGAAAAUACUCACAAUAUGUGCGGUGGUAAGGUAAUUCCAAUCGAGUUUUUGGAUGAAUUCACCAAAAUUUGCAGAGAAAAUUCGUUAAAAUGCCACAUGGACGGAGCUAGGGUAUUCAACGCAGCCGCUUACCUGAAUGUUCCUGUGUCACGAAUCGUUAGAGAUUUCGAUUCAGUAGCAGUGUGUCUCAGUAAAGGUUGUUCGGCGCCGGUCGGCUCAAUAUUGCUGGGAUCCCAGUCCUUCAUAAAUCAGGCACACCGUAUGCGAAAAGCUUUGGGCGGAGCCAUGAGACAAGUUGGAGUUUUGUCUGCAGCUGGUCUGGUAGCGCUGGAUACUAUUGUUCCUGGUUUCAACGAGGACCAUGAAAAAGUCCGACGUAUUGCCCAAGCUAUUUUCAAUACAAGAAGCCCGAACGUAACCGUCGAUAUCGAAAAUGUUCAAACAAACAUUUUGAUGAUCCAGUUGGUCAAUGAGAAAAUUACAUCUUCAGAUUUUACAAAGAGAUUGUCGGAAGUUACAGAAGCAGAACUUUUAAACAACAUCACUGAUAAAAGUGGAAAGGGAAUUCUUGUACAAGUUAGUUCGAGAGAUUGCAAAUUUGCACGAUUGGUUAUUUAUAGACAAAUUACCGAUGAGGAUGUGGACUUAGCGAUAAAGAAGAUAAAAUUCGUUAUACACGAAUUUGAUAAUAAAAUGUGAAAAGUUUUCUGAUAAUUUUCUACAAUGUUUUGUCGUGUACACGCU
This is a messenger RNA of Bradysia coprophila, 1475 nucleotides long. RefSeq lists its product as uncharacterized. Gene Ontology annotation, molecular function: L-allo-threonine aldolase activity. NCBI's taxonomy places the organism in Eukaryota, Metazoa, Arthropoda, Insecta, Diptera, Sciaridae. Gene Ontology annotation, cellular component: cytosol. Gene Ontology annotation, biological process: glycine biosynthetic process; L-threonine catabolic process. The record is from RefSeq and is a predicted model, not a curated record.